GGCAUCUUAAGUGCGGUUGCGAUUGGAUCCUCCAAUCCAUACGGGCCACAAUGCUGCCCAUUAUUAACGUGACACUCGGUAAUCCAUAUACAUUUGUAAUACAUAUAUUUCUGUUUACACUUUGGACUACUAAAUGCUGCUGUCGUAAACGGCGAAAACGUCCACCUCCGAAGAAAGGAUUCGCUGUGAAAAAUCCCGCAAAAAAUGUCACUAAGGAAAAAUUUGCAAAGCCGACGGCACUUUCAUUCACCUCCUCAUCCACACCAUCUUUCCCAGUAGAACUCCUAGCCACACCACUGGCAAAGACUCAAACAGAGGAAGAGCUUUUUACGCCCAAGGACGUGAGUUUCGAGAGGAUACCGAUGCCUAUCAGAAUGAAGUAUGACAAAAGACGAAGGUCAAAAUCGGCUGAGCGUAUCGAGAGUCGCAAGUUGUUGCCGUAUCCAGAAGUGAAACCUCCAACUCUUAGUGAGAAAAGAAGGCACGAGCGAGAACUGGAGAAAGAUAAGAAGGAGAAAAUAGCUUCUGGAUUCUACCAGUCACGCUCUGAUGAAGACGAUACCUUGGAGAAAGUGAGUAGUCUUAAGGAGGAGUACACAGAGCGUAGUCGCAGACCGCGGAAGAGAGGGUUGGCCAAAGAGAAAGCCGAGAGGAAGGACGAAAGAGAAGCACCAUUAGAGGCUUUACUUCCUCCGCUGCCACCACCUCCUCCUGCACCUACGUGAAGCACGAAUGAUACUGAAGUGUUGCUCGAGUUCGCGCUCCGAGUUUAAGUCUAUUGUGUCCAGAACAUGUCAUUUAGAUGUACAAAAUAUAAAACACGAAUACAGUGUACAAUCUUACAGUUAGAGAAUAAAUUUGAGAGCUGUG
Cylicocyclus nassatus is the source of this 870-nucleotide messenger RNA. NCBI's taxonomy places the organism in Eukaryota, Metazoa, Nematoda, Chromadorea, Rhabditida, Strongylidae. The record is from the annotation of a GenBank genome assembly.